Messenger RNA from Angiostrongylus costaricensis, 1005 nucleotides. The record is from the annotation of a GenBank genome assembly. Lineage: Eukaryota; Metazoa; Nematoda; Chromadorea; Rhabditida; Metastrongylidae.
AUGUGCAGUGCGGCAGAAGAAAACGUCCCUAGUCAACCAGCAGUGAAACGUAAGCGUUUCUUUGACUUUGAAGCUCAUCCACGACGCAAAAUCGCCAUACAGUUUCUCUACUAUGGUUGGGAAUUCGACGGUUUGGUACAGCAGGCGAAUACUGAGAACACAGUAGAAAAGCACUUGAUGGACGCUUUGUUGAAAACAAAACUCAUUUUUGAUGAGAAAAACUGCGACUUUUCACGAUGUGGACGGACUGAUAAAGGUGUAUCAGCCUUUAAGCAAGUUGCAGCUCUCGUGGUGAGAUCGGCAGAUGUAAAUGGCAAAUUUGUGUUUUGGCAUGAUGAUGCUGACAAGUCUGUCAUUGAAAAUUAUCCAGAAAAGGAAGAAUUAUCUUAUUUGAAAAUGUUGAAUGGUGUGUUGCCAAGCAGCGUAAGGGUUAUGGCAUGGGCACCAGUACCUCGAGACUUUUCUGCAAGACAUGCGUGUAAUAUGCGGGUGUACAAAUAUAGUCUACCCAGGGCCAAUUUGAACCUCGAGGUUAUGCGAGAAGCGUGCAAUUUGCUUGUAGGAACGCAUGAUUUUAGAAAUUUCUGUCAGGUGGAUAUGAACGAGAAGCGCGUUAAUAUGUCUUUUGUUCGUGAACUAUUUGAAGUUUCUAUAGAGCCGAUAUCCGCAAAUGAGUCGUUUUCUGGUUCAUCACGGAACGAAUUGGUAGAAUUAACUAUCCAAGGGAGUGGUUUUUUAUGGCAUAUGAUCCGAGCAAGGAUUGUUGAAAAUAUGCUCAACGGAAUUAUUGAAACACCUUUGGCAUCGCAUAUGGAUCUCGAUAAGGGACUUUUACAAUUCACACAGAGUUUUCUUACAUUGAAAUGGGUUGAGGAUCGUCCAUUACCAUCUCGAUAUAUCAAAUUCGCCGAAAGAAAGACAUGUGACAGUGUCGAACAGAAACGAGAGAAACUUGAAAAGAAGAGAGAAGCGAACGGUGACAAGGAUUGUGAUGGUGAGUGCUAG